AUGAAGAACAAAAAGGAGGAGGAAGAUGUUGUGUCUGGGACAUUCACAUGGGUCAUCGACAACUUCUCCAAGCUCAAGACCGACAAACAUUACUCUGACGUUUUCACCAUCGGUGGCUUCAAAUGGCGGAUCCUUAUACGUCCAAAGGGAUCACACGACCCUGAAUCUGAUGUCGUAGACCAGUUGUCCACGUAUUUGGGUGUUGCAGAUGCUUCAACACUGACACCGGGGUGGGCUAGAUAUACACACUUUAGCUUCACCCUGGUUAAUCAACUUGACAGCAGCAAGUCAAAAAUAAAGCAGACACAGGGCAUUGCGAAAGAGUUCAAAGAAGAAAGGAGGGAGUGGGGCUACAAAUCAUUCAUGCCUCUUUGCGAGCUUUAUGACUGCAGUGCAGGUUAUCUGGUGAAUGAUAUAUGUAUUAUUGAAGCCAAGGUUGAGGUCUUUGUUAACAUUGGAGAGCAAGGAAGUAAUGUUUAUGCAACUUUGGAGUCCACAAAGAAAGAACGUAAAGGGCAGGAAUCUUCAAACAUGACUUCUGUGCAAGCUGCAGACUCUUCACCAGCACCUAAGACACCAUCUUUUGAACGGAAGCCUCCUUUCCUGGGUACACCUAGUUCUGAAAAAGUUUGCAAUGAGCUGACCGGUGAGCUUAUGGAAUUUAUGGGUUUAGGAAAAAUAGAGAAAGCUUUUGUUCCAAUGCUGGAGGAAGUUUGUUCGUUGCAUCCUUCGUUGAUCGAGUGUCUACAUAAGAGAAAUCGUAAAGUUAGUGAAUGUGCAUUCACAGCUUUGGGGGAACUCUUGCAUUUUCUGAAGACUACAAGGGUGAAGGAUAUGACUGAGGACGCCUGCGUGCGCCUUCAAAGUUUAUGGGAGGAUGUUGAGAUGUUCAGGUUUGACUUGGCGUGGCUGGAGCCUCAUGUUCACUCUGCUUUGGAUAAGAAGAAGUUCCUGGAAAGGGCAAGGAGAGUGAAAAGACUGAGAGAAGAUGUGGAUAUUUUGGAUAGUGAGAAGAAGAGGCGGAGUACUGCUCUAGCUGUUACAGAGGCAGAUCUUGAGGUGGCAAAGAGAGACUUGGCUAAGGAGGAAGAGGGCUUUGUGGAGACAGAUAUGGAUAGAGAGCUAGGUUACGGGAUGCCUUCGCCUUAA
Prunus armeniaca (apricot) is the source of this 1149-nucleotide messenger RNA. The record is from the annotation of a GenBank genome assembly. NCBI's taxonomy places the organism in Eukaryota, Viridiplantae, Streptophyta, Magnoliopsida, Rosales, Rosaceae.